Messenger RNA from Trichechus manatus latirostris (Florida manatee), 1432 nucleotides. It is a transcript of the gene RPL4, whose product is annotated as ribosomal protein L4. The record is from RefSeq and is a predicted model, not a curated record. Gene Ontology annotation, molecular function: structural constituent of ribosome; RNA binding. Gene Ontology annotation, biological process: translation. Lineage: Eukaryota; Metazoa; Chordata; Mammalia; Sirenia; Trichechidae. The transcript is spliced from 10 exons. Gene Ontology annotation, cellular component: cytosolic large ribosomal subunit; ribosome. The coding region runs from base 69 to 1340 and encodes 423 amino acids.
AGUGCUAAACACUUCCUUUUCCUGUGGGAGCCGCCGGGUUGAGAGGAGCGUGGCCUUCUCUCCCUGCCAUGGCGUGUGCUCGUCCACUGAUAUCAGUGUACUCCGAAAAGGGAGAAUCAUCUGGCAAAAAUGUUACUUUGCCUGCUGUGUUCACGGCUCCCAUUCGACCGGAUAUUGUGAACUUUGUCCACACCAACUUGCGAAAAAACAACAGGCAGCCCUAUGCUGUCAGUGAACUGGCAGGUCAUCAGACCAGUGCUGAGUCGUGGGGUACUGGCAGAGCUGUGGCUCGAAUUCCCAGAGUCCGAGGCGGUGGGACUCACCGCUCUGGCCAAGGUGCUUUUGGAAAUAUGUGUCGUGGAGGCCGCAUGUUUGCACCAACCAAAACCUGGCGCCGUUGGCACCGUCGAGUGAACACCACUCAGAAGCGCUAUGCCAUCUGCUCUGCCCUGGCUGCCUCAGCCUUGCCAGCACUGGUCAUGUCUAAAGGUCAUCGUAUUGAGGAGGUUCCUGAGCUUCCUUUGGUGGUCGAAGAUAAAGUUGAAGGCUACAAGAAGACCAAGGAGGCUGUUUUGCUUCUUAAGAAACUUAAGGCCUGGAAUGAUAUCAAAAAGGUCUAUGCCUCUCAGCGAAUGAGAGCUGGCAAGGGCAAAAUGAGAAAUCGACGUCGUAUCCAGCGCAGGGGACCGUGCAUUAUCUAUAACGAGGACAAUGGUAUCAUCAAGGCCUUCAGAAACAUCCCUGGAAUUACUCUGCUUAAUGUAAGCAAACUAAACAUUUUGAAACUUGCUCCUGGUGGGCAUGUGGGACGUUUCUGCAUUUGGACUGAAAGUGCUUUUCGCAAGUUAGAUGAGCUGUAUGGCACUUGGCGGAAAGCCGCCUCCCUCAAGAGCAACUACAACCUUCCCAUGCACAAGAUGAUGAAUACAGACCUUAGCAGAAUCUUGAAAAGCCCCGAGAUCCAAAGAGCCCUCCGAGCACCACGCAAGAAGAUCCAUCGCAGAGUCCUGAAGAAGAACCCACUGAAAAACCUGAGAAUCAUGUUGAAGCUCAACCCAUAUGCAAAGACCAUGCGCCGGAACACCAUUCUUCGACAGGCCAGGAAUCACAAACUCAGGGUGGAUAAAGCAGCAGCAGCACUAGCGGCCAAAUCAGAUGAGAAGGGGGUUCCAGGAAAGAAGCCCAUGGGAGGAAAGAAAGGAGGAAAGAAAGCUGUUGGUGUGAAGAAACCGAAGAAGCCUGUGGUGGGAAAGAAGGCUGCAGCUACCAAGAAGCCAGCACCUGAGAAGAAAAAGCCAGCAGAAAAACCGACCACAGAAGAAAAGAAGCCUGCUGCAUAAACUCUUAGAUUUGUUUAUUCCAUACACGUGAAAGCAUUUUGGACAGCUUAUUUUGAAUAAAGACCUUGAUCAAAGAGGCAGUGAGAAAUAUG